CUGGUACGAGGAGCAGUCGCCGCCGCUGCCGCCUCAGCCCUGCGGCUGGAACCCCUCCCUCACCCGGGGACUCCCUGACCCCGGGAACCCAGCUCAGAAAAUCUGGACACGUCUCUUCCGGUCAGGUGAAGUCAGUCAGCCUUACAGGACUUGGUCUCCAGAGGCUCCUAGAAGAGAAGUAGGCAGCCCUCCCUGAAAUAGCUUGGCUCCUCGGUUUAACCUCUCCAACCUGGCGCCCCCUUCCCACCCCCUCCCCCUGUCCCCCCUCUCCCUCCCCCACUCCCCCUACUGAACUGGGUGCAGAACAAAGCUCUCCCCUUCCUGUACCCUUGGGGACCUCACUGGCCAGGCCCUAGUUCCUCUUACUCUGAGCCCAAAGAUACCGGACCACAUUUCAUCUGGGGAGGGGGUCUUCUUGACCCCACAAGUCGUUGAGUAAAAGUCUGAAAAAGAGGCAGCGAGGGAGGGUAGAUCAAGCGAGGUGCGCCCAAGCCCCAUCAUGGAAGAAGGCUUCCGAGACCGGGCAGCGUUCAUCCGUGGGGCCAAAGACAUCGCCAAGGAAGUCAAGAAGCACGCGGCCAAGAAAGUGGUGAAGGGCCUGGACAGGGUCCAGGAUGAGUAUUCGCGAAGGUCUUACUCCCGAUUCGAGGAGGAAGAUGAUGACGAUGACUUCCCGGCCCCUGCUGAUGGCUAUUACCGCGGAGAAGGGGCCCAGGAUGAGGAGGAAGGCGGCGCUUCCAGCGAUGCCACGGAGGGCCACGACGAGGAUGACGAGAUCUACGAGGGAGAAUAUCAGGGCAUUCCCCGGGCAGAGUCUGGGGGCAAAGGCGAACGGAUGGCAGAUGGGGCACCCCUGGCUGGAGUGAGAGGGGGCUUGAGUGAUGGGGAGGGUCCUCCUGGGGGCCGGGGGGAGGCGCAGCGGCGGAAAGAUCGGGAAGAAUUGGCUCAGCAGUAUGAGACCAUCCUCCGGGAGUGUGGUCAUGGCCGCUUCCAGUGGACACUCUACUUCGUACUGGGUCUGGCGCUGAUGGCCGAUGGUGUGGAGGUCUUUGUCGUGGGCUUUGUACUGCCCAGUGCUGAGAAAGAUAUGUGCCUGUCUGACUCCAACAAAGGCAUGCUAGGCCUCAUUGUGUACCUGGGCAUGAUGGUGGGAGCCUUCCUCUGGGGAGGCCUGGCUGACCGGCUGGGUCGGAGACAGUGUCUGCUCAUCUCGCUCUCAGUCAACAGCGUCUUCGCCUUCUUCUCGUCUUUCGUCCAGGGUUAUGGCACUUUCCUCUUCUGUCGCCUCCUCUCUGGGGUUGGGAUUGGCGGUUCCAUCCCCAUUGUCUUCUCGUAUUUCUCGGAGUUCCUGGCCCAGGAGAAACGGGGGGAACAUUUGAGCUGGCUCUGUAUGUUCUGGAUGAUCGGUGGGGUGUACGCAGCUGCAAUGGCCUGGGCCAUCAUUCCCCACUAUGGGUGGAGUUUCCAGAUGGGCUCAGCUUACCAGUUCCACAGCUGGAGGGUCUUUGUCCUCGUGUGUGCCUUUCCCUCGGUGUUUGCCAUCGGGGCUCUGACCACGCAGCCAGAGAGUCCCCGCUUCUUCCUGGAGAAUGGGAAGCAUGACGAGGCCUGGAUGGUGCUGAAGCAGGUUCAUGACACCAACAUGCGAGCCAAGGGCCAUCCCGAGCGAGUCUUCUCAGUAACACACAUUAAAACGAUUCAUCAGGAGGAUGAAUUGAUUGAGAUCCAGUCUGAUACAGGGACCUGGUACCAGCGCUGGGGAGUCCGGGCUUUGAGCCUGGGGGGUCAGGUUUGGGGGAAUUUCCUCUCCUGCUUCAGUCCGGAGUAUCGGCGCAUCACUCUAAUGAUGAUGGGUGUAUGGUUCACCAUGUCGUUCAGCUACUACGGUCUGACUGUCUGGUUCCCCGACAUGAUCCGCCAUCUCCAGGCUGUGGACUAUGCAGCACGGACCAAAGUGUUCCCCGGGGAGCGCGUAGAGCACGUGACAUUUAACUUCACGCUGGAAAACCAGAUCCACCGAGGCGGGCAAUACUUCAAUGACAAGUUCAUCGGGCUGCGUCUGAAGUCAGUGUCCUUCGAGGACUCCCUGUUUGAGGAGUGUUACUUCGAAGACGUCACGUCCAGCAACACGUUCUUCCGUAACUGCACGUUCAUCAACACCGUGUUCUAUAACACUGACCUGUUUAAGUACAAGUUUGUGAACAGCCGUCUGGUGAACAGUACGUUCCUGCACAAUAAGGAAGGGUGCCCACUAGACGUGACAGGGACGGGCGAGGGGGCCUACAUGGUGUACUUCGUCAGCUUCUUGGGGACACUGGCUGUGCUUCCUGGAAACAUCGUGUCUGCCCUGCUCAUGGACAAGAUUGGCAGGCUCAGGAUGCUUGCUGGUUCCAGUGUGAUGUCCUGUGUCUCCUGCUUCUUCCUGUCCUUCGGGAACAGCGAGUCAGCCAUGAUCGCUCUGCUCUGCCUUUUUGGGGGGGUCAGCAUUGCAUCCUGGAACGCGCUGGACGUGCUGACUGUCGAACUCUACCCCUCGGACAAGAGGACCACGGCCUUUGGCUUCCUGAAUGCUCUGUGCAAGCUGGCUGCAGUGCUGGGGAUCAGCAUCUUCACCUCCUUUGUGGGAAUCACCAAGGCUGCUCCUAUUCUCUUUGCCUCGGCUGCUCUUGCCCUUGGAAGCUCUCUGGCCCUGAAACUGCCUGAGACCCGGGGGCAGGUGCUGCAGUGAGGAGGGUCUCGGGGCUCUAGGGGUGGCAGGCACACUGUGAGACCAAUAAUUCCUUUUCUCCCUCCCCUGCCCUGCCGUCCUGACCCUCACUCCCCUGUGUUUGGUGUCUUAGCUGUGUGUGCCUGUGUGCAUGUGUGUGACCCCGACGGGCAGGGUCUACAGGGAAGGUCCCCUCAUCCCACGUUUGGGAUGAGGCACUCCCCACCUGCUGCCACCCCUCAACUUUGCACAGGAGAAGGUUGAGCUGCACCCUUCUCUCCCCCAGUGUUCGUGGGGGGCCCUUGUUUCCCUGAUCCGGGGGUUCCAGAACUUCUGCCUCCCCUUCAUUCCCUCUGCCUAGGCCCUGGUGAACCACAGGUAUGGAGUUAUGUUGGGGGCUGAGGCUUGGACCAAAAGAACUUCUUGAAUGGGAAGGGCCUUGGGUGCCCUCUAACCUCCCAAGGAUGCUGGGGAGUAGCAAUAAACCUCAGCCCUCUGGCCUCCAUUUUCACCUCACUGCAGGCUACAGAUAUGAAGCCUGGAUUUUAUGGAAUUAGUUUUCUGAUUCUUAUUUAUAUAUAAGUUCUGAGGCAGCUUAGCAGGACUGUGUGUGUAUGUGUGUGUGUGUAUGUGUGUGUGUGUGCCAUGGGGCAGGGGUACCACUAUACUGCUCAAAUCUAAGCCCAGGGUAGUAGUUUCAGUGAAUACACACACAACAUUGUUUUUAUUACCUCCCAGAAUCUUCCAUGUUGGAGCUGGGAGGGAGAAGCCAGGCUGGGAUGAUAGUCCUGCAAUCUAGGGAGACCUGGGGGCACCUGACAAGGCCUCACUCUCCUUCCUCCUCCAGAGAGGUUCCACCCACUAGCCACAGCCCUCCCACCUGACCUGAUCUCACAGGCAGGAACCGGAGGAAAAAGGGAAAGAACCAGGCAUAAGGUCAAACCAGCAGAUCCAAAAGCACAAGGAGUUGGGGCAGGGGCAGGAAGCAGGGGUCCUCCUCAGCCCUUCUCAAAGAGGCUGGGCAGUGAGGGACCCCCAAUGCAGGGACCAGAAGCCUCAGUUUCCCCAUCUCGCUGUCCACAGAACAGCCUCUGUAGGUAGAGCUGCCCCCGUCCUACCCUACUGUGUGGCUGCUUUCUUUGGUACUCUCCCCCGACUCCCUCCGUAGCUGUGAUGUGUUGUAGUUUUUAGCUGUUUGUAAAAUGUUAAAAAGUUAAAAGGAAGUUAAAAAUAACCACACAAAAAAAGAAAAUUCCAAAUUCACCCUUCUCGCGCUUCGUCCGGUGCCCUCGACCCUAAGGCCAUUCCCUGAUUUUGUAACACUGAACCAGGUGGUGACUGUGUAACUCUGGUGUCUGUGCUCAAAGGACUGCCUUCUCCUCCAGUGCCCAGUGUGCGAGUGUGUACCCCUCCUCACCAUUCCGUGGCUGGACGUAGCCCUCUCCCUUACAUCCCCGGGGGAGACACAUCCACUUCCUUGUCUCCUUGGGAACCCUAAACCUGAUUCAUUGAUGUGAAAAAUGAAAUGAAAAAUACUGCUGAAAAAUAAAGGGUACCAAUCCUUAGAAUUCAAA
This is a messenger RNA of Peromyscus californicus insignis, 4281 nucleotides long. RefSeq names its product synaptic vesicle glycoprotein 2A (gene Sv2a). Gene Ontology annotation, cellular component: membrane. Lineage: Eukaryota; Metazoa; Chordata; Mammalia; Rodentia; Cricetidae. Gene Ontology annotation, biological process: chemical synaptic transmission; transmembrane transport. Bases 500 to 2728 code for a protein of 742 amino acids. Gene Ontology annotation, molecular function: transmembrane transporter activity. The transcript has 14 exons. The record is from RefSeq and is a predicted model, not a curated record.